AUGGCCACACUAUACAUGGCCACACUAUACAUGGCCACACUAUACAUGCCUACACUGUCCAUGGCUACACUAUACAUGCCUACACUAUCCAUGGCUACACUAUACAUGGCUACACUAUCCAUGGCUACACUAUCCAUGGCUACACUAUCCAUGGCUACACUAUCCAUGGCCUACACUAUCCAUGACCCGCCACGCCAUCUUGUCAUCGCCGCCCAGCAUGCGUAUCGCGUUGGCCUGCCCCGUCGUUUCAGCUUGCCGGCACCUGACAGCCAGCCAGCCUUACCACAACGUCCGUCCGCACGUUUCAGCCCUCUUAAAACGUGGGAUCGACAGCUUCAAUUGCGGUUUCGUGGGGAUCGAUGUCACCGUGCGGCCUCUCUCGAAUUGGCGCGUUUUGUGUCUUGUCCGAUUCUAUUCUUUUUCUGUUUUGCUUUGUUGCUGCUGCUGGCAUACGACGACCGCGUAACGAACACAUACCGCUUCCUCCCACGCAAUUUCGCUAUACCAGUAAUCCACGACAUUCGACAUUCGACAUCCACACCUGCAUCCGUCCAUCUAUCAUCAAUACCGACACUGACACUACCAACAUCUACAUCAACGAAUCUCACGUCUACAUCUAUCUACAUCUACAUCUACAUCUACAUCUACAUCUACAUCUACAUCUACAUCUACAUCUACAUCCACAUCUACAUCUACAUCUACAUCUACAUCCACAUCUACAUCAACGAAUCUACAUCCACAUCUACAUCUACAUCUACAUCAACGAAUCUACAUCAACGAAUCUACAUCCACAUCUACAUCCACAUCUACAUCAACGAAUCUACAUCCACAUCUACAUCCACAUCUACAUCUACAUCUACAUCUACAUCCACAUCUACAUCUACAUCCACAUCUACAUCCAUAUCCACAUAUCCAUCCACAUCCACAUCUACAUCUACAACAACAUCACAAUCAAUACCGGAAACCUCCCUACAUACCUCCUCCACGCCACACACCCAAAUCACCAUGCGGCCAACAACCCUCAUCGCCCUGCUCAGCGCCCUCUCCACCCCCACCCUCGCCGCAAGCGUCUUCGCCAUCUUCCGCGACGAGCAAAAAAACAUAGUCUCAAAAACCCACUUUGAAGUCUCCAACCCCGGCUGCUUCACCGUCCACGACGCCAAAAAGGUCGAAUUCACCCAGGCCGGCGGCGGCCUAUCUUUCUGUGGCCCGUACUGCCUGUACUCGUACGAGGACAGCGAGGACGCCAAGUGCGAAAAAGAACUUCAUCACCAGGAGUUUAGCGGCUCGCAACGGCAUGCGAUCUAUGAUCUGACCGAGCAUACGAGAAAUUAUCGCUGGGCGCUCGGGCGCUGUCAGUAG
Pseudovirgaria hyperparasitica is the source of this 1362-nucleotide messenger RNA. RefSeq lists its product as uncharacterized. Lineage: Eukaryota; Fungi; Ascomycota; Dothideomycetes; Acrospermales; Acrospermaceae. Bases 1 to 1362 code for a protein of 453 amino acids. The record is from RefSeq and is a predicted model, not a curated record. The transcript has 2 exons.